This is a messenger RNA of Vanessa tameamea, 3832 nucleotides long. RefSeq names its product cryptochrome-1-like (gene cry2). NCBI's taxonomy places the organism in Eukaryota, Metazoa, Arthropoda, Insecta, Lepidoptera, Nymphalidae. Bases 409 to 2775 code for a protein of 788 amino acids. The transcript is spliced from 10 exons. The record is from RefSeq and is a predicted model, not a curated record. Gene Ontology annotation, molecular function: DNA binding; FAD binding. Gene Ontology annotation, biological process: negative regulation of DNA-templated transcription; entrainment of circadian clock by photoperiod; circadian regulation of gene expression. Gene Ontology annotation, cellular component: cytoplasm; nucleus.
UGUUUGGUACAUACUACGUAAGAGUGUUAUUAUAUAUACGUUUGUAAUUGUACAUAGAAGUCACGUUGCAAGCGGCGUGGCUGAUUUCUUAUUCUGACAUUCUAUCAUUAAUCUAUAUACUGCGUUCGAGUUUGGCUCUUUUCUGUUUGUGUUGAAUCAACUCAGUUUUAAUUUAGUGAAGUUCUAGAAAGUCCAUUCUAACUACACUUAAUUUUUUUAGGAUUAAAUAAGUGGCAAGUGUUAAAACGAUUAAAAGACGAUAUUUAGUGAUAUAAAUUUGCAAAAUAUAAAAAACUGUUUUGUUCAUAGCGAUGUGAUAUAACUCAACAUUAACAUUUUCUGUUACUAUUGUUUUAAAAUAAUUAUUAUUUGAAAUGAGCGUUUUAAGAUUUUGAGUAAGUGUUUACUAUGUUUUUCUCUGGAGGCCUUGGAUUAAAAACUCCUGCGGAUCGAAUUGCUAGACAUCUGAUUUUAGACAGUAAUGUCGGUGACGUAGCUAUGUCGGCCGCCGCGGAGACGAAGUCAGGGUCGAGCACGCGGACUCCUAUUGUGGCUCAAGUGACCACGCCAUCGGGGCGUCAAUCAGGGAAGCACACCGUGCAUUGGUUCAGGAAGGGCCUCCGACUUCACGAUAACCCGGCUUUACGGGAGGGUCUCACGGGCGCUGCAACGUUUCGAUGCGUUUUCAUUAUCGAUCCCUGGUUCGCAAGUUCGUCCAAUGUCGGCAUCAACAAAUGGAGAUUUCUUCUACAAUGCCUAGAAGAUUUAGACAACAAUUUGAAAAAGUUGAAUUCGCGGCUUUUUGUCGUGAGAGGCCAGCCAGCGGAUGCGUUACCGAAAUUGUUUCGGGAAUGGGGAACAACUGCACUCACAUUCGAGGAGGACCCCGAGCCCUACGGCCGCGUUCGGGACCAUAACAUAAUGACCAAAUGUCGCGAAGUUGGCAUAACAGUUACUUCCAGAGUCUCACACACUCUUUACAAGCUGGACAACAUUAUAGAACGUAACGAAGGCAAGGCACCGUUAACGUACCACCAGUUCCAAGCACUGAUCGCUAGCAUGCCUCCUCCGCCGCCGGCCGAGCCCGCCAUAACGGCAGAGAUGCUCAAUGGCGCCGUCACACCGCUCGCGGACGAUCAUGAAGAUCGCUUCGGUGUUCCCACCCUCGAAGAACUUGGAUUUGAAACUGAAGGGCUUAAGCCUCCAAUUUGGAUCGGCGGCGAGAAAGAAGCUUUAUUGAGGCUGGAGAGGCAUUUAGAGAGAAAAGCAUGGGUAGCUUCUUUCGGACGACCGAAGAUGACACCGCAAUCUCUGCUGGCUAGUCAGACAGGACUAUCACCUUACUUAAGAUUUGGAUGCUUAUCCACGAGGCUAUUUUAUUAUCAACUCACCGAGCUGUAUACACGGGUCAAGCGAGUUUUGCCGCCAUUAUCGUUACACGGCCAGAUAUUAUGGAGGGAAUUUUUUUAUUGCGCUGCGACUAAGAACCCCAACUUUGAUCGAAUGGAAGGGAACCCGAUAUGUGUACAAAUCCCUUGGGAGAAGAAUCAAGAAGCUCUCGUGAAAUGGGCAAAUGGCCAAACUGGUUUCCCAUGGAUAGAUGCAAUAAUGAUUCAGUUACGAGAGGAAGGUUGGAUACAUCAUCUAGCGCGACACGCAGCCGCUUGCUUCCUCACGAGGGGCGACCUCUGGAUCUCAUGGGAGGAGGGCAUGAAGGUAUUUGACGAGCUGCUCCUGGACGCGGAUUGGUCAGUUAACGCGGGCAUGUGGAUGUGGCUGUCGUGCUCGUCUUUCUUCCAGCAGUUUUUCCACUGCUAUUGUCCCGUCCGCUUUGGUCGAAAAACUGAUCCAAAUGGUGACUUCAUAAGGAAGUAUAUUCCAGCGUUGAAGAAUUUACCAACUCGUUAUAUUCACGAGCCUUGGAUGGCGCCGGAAGCGGUGCAACAAGCUGCGAACUGUAUCAUUGGACGAGACUACCCACAGCCGAUAGUCGACCACGCUAAGGCAUCGCAGGUUAACAUCGAGCGCAUCAAGCAAGUUUAUGCCCAACUCGCCAAGUACAAACCUCCAGGUUCAUCAAUUCCACCGAUAUUACAAAGGCCAAAUGUAACACAAUCUUCACCGAGUCCAACAUCCAUAAUUGCAAAUAUAAAUCAAUCAAAUUAUUUAUGUAGUCAAACACCUGAAUCCGCUUCACAGUCAUCUCCGACUACACAAAUCAAAGAUGACGUUUUCCUCCGACCAACUAACAUCCGAAGUGUUGCUACAAAUAAAGCAACACCUUUUAAGCAUGUUGUAAUUGUGGAACAGAAUAGGCGAGAGGAAAUCGAAACCGAAAAUAUGAAUGGAUCAAAGUUUGACGAUACAAACAAAUCUUUUAAAAUUAAUGACAACACCGAUACUAUGCAAAACUCGAAAAAAUCGGGAAACUACGAUUUCAAAAAUUUAAUCAUAAAUAAUUGUAUACAGAAGUUUUCUAGUGACCAGUUGGCAUUUUUAAAUCAACGAACCAAUAAAAAUGACCAUUACAGCGGUGAUAUUAAAAUAGAUGAAUACAGCACAAGCAAACCGAAAUUAUUUUUCAUAGAUAAUGGAGUAAUGUCUCAUAAUGACAGCGAACAGAACUUUACAUCUAAUAACUACAGAGAUAACUAUCACGGUAAGGAUAGCCAUACCAAAGUACAGAGUGCAGAAUCUAAAAAUGAACAUAAAAUGAACACAAAUAGUUCAAGUCCAUCCGAUCCUAAGAAUAUAUCAGAUAAUAUAAAUAAAUAAAAUAUAAUUACAAACAUUUAAUUUUUUAUUUUAAGUAUUUAUCAUCUUUGAUAAAUUAUUAAUUUCGAUUUGUUAUGUUAGUACAGACAAAAUGUUUUUUAAAUGUUAGAAAGAAAGUUAACAGCAUAUUAAUUCUCUAAUGAUGCUACAAUUUUCAUGUGCUGCUGUAAUGCCUUUUUCGCUUUUCUUGAUUUCACAGGUUUAUCUUCUUUAUUUGGAUCUUUUUCAUUUCCUUUUUUAAACUCAUUUUUUAUGUUUCCUAAGAUAGAGAUCUAAAAUAAGAAACAUUUUAAUCAAAUAGUCAAUUUAAUAAAAUAAUAAUGUUUCAUUACUAGUAGAAAUCAAGUAGUUAAAUUAUCAAUGAUAUACUUACUGUUUCUGGUAUAUGCACAUAUCUAAUAUUUCGUGCUUGUACAAAUAAAUUAUCAAAAUAAUAUUCAUUUUCUUGAGAAUCACAAUACACAGCUUUACUCAUUGAGAUGUUCAUGUAGCUGUAAUGAUAAUAGUGGGCAUUUUAAUCAUACUUUAUGUUCUAAAUAAUACAAUAACUUGUGUUUUUCUAUUACUUAAUCCUAAAAGUAAUCCCUAUCUCUUUCCUAAUCUUAAUACUUUGUUGUAUAUAUGUUAAUAACUUAGUUAUCAUAGUCCUUCCAAAUUGUAUAUUAAAUAUAGGUUAAUCGUUUUAUUCUUAACAAUUAUUCUUAUUAAGUCUUGGUAUGUACAACUGUGUGUAAUGUGUUGAAACAUUAAAAUGUUUUAAAAUGUUGGCCUUACAUAAAAAUGUUGUUUAGCAAUUGUUUAGACACUUAUUUAUCUCUUUCUGUCAUCAUUGAUUUCAUAUUUGAAAGAAGAAAACAGCAUUAUUCAAGUAAUCUGCUCCUAAACACUAUUUACAGGUAAAGUUUUUUGUGACUAAUAUUCAGUAAUGAAAAUUGUAAAUACUUUCAUAAAUGUUUUUAAUGUAAUUAGAUUUAUGAGCAAUAAUCAUUUACUAUAAAUUUGUUAUUUUUUAAUAAAUUGUGGUAAAAGUCUAGGAAAAGCACUUUAUUAGCACAUU